CCGUCGGCGACGGUCGCGGUGCCGAGAGCCGCGAGCGAGCGAAGCGCAGCGGCUGGCGGGUCCCGGGCGCAGGCCGUGGGCCAUGUCCGAGAGCGGCGGUACCGGCGGGGCCGCCCCGGGCGGGGGAAGCGGCGGAUCGGGCGCCGGAGGGGGCACGGGCGGUGCGGCCUCUGGCUCGGGGCCCGGCGCCACGGAUCCGGCCUCACUGCCGCCCGGCGACGCGCAGCUCAUCGCCAUCAUCGUGGAGCAGCUCAAGAGCCGCGGCCUGUUCGACGGUUUCCGCCGGGACUGCUUGGCCGACGUGGACACCAAGCCAGCCUAUCAAAAUUUGAGGCAGAAAGUAGACAACUUUGUAUCAACCCAUCUGGACAAACAGGAAUGGAAUCCAGCAAUGAACAAAAACCAGUUACGAAAUGGGCUAAGGCAGAGCGUCAUUCAGUCAGGAAUGCUGGAAGCCGGAGUGGACAGAAUUAUUUCUCAGGUGGUGGAUCCAAAACUAAACCACAUCUUCAGGCCCCAGAUAGAGAGGGCAAUUCAUGAAUUUUUGGCUGCACAAAAGAAAGAGGAAAGUGUGCCAGCUCCUCCUCCUCCAGAGCCUGAGAAUAAGGAUCCUCCUGCUCCAUCUCAGGACGCCUCCUAAAGAGAGUUCCUGAUACUGAGCAGCUGCAGUUGCAAAAUAUGUGACCUGAUAGAUUGGCAGUGGAUUGCUUGUUCCAUUUGGUGCAGGAUUGCUGUCUGCCAAAGAUGAUUAACCUUUACCAGACCUGUGGGAAGGCACUGAAAUCAGCGAAGUUCAGAGGCACCUGGAGUUCUGUGAGCAGAGAGCCAGCCAAAGCGUGAAGAUAUUUUUGCUGUUAACUGCAUGCAGUCCAGUGAGCCGCAUGUGUUCCUCUUAGUCAUGCCUGCAGGCAGGGGAGCUGGCUCUUGUCUGGAGGGAGUAGGAAAGUAGUUUGAGAUGGCAUUAGGCUUGGGAGCAGGAAGAAAGGAAAGUUGUUUUGGGGCGUGGGGUAGUCUCUUGGAAACCAAACAAGAGCUGUCAGAUUUUCUUUGAUGUAAGCCAGAUGAGAGGAAGCAUCACACACCUCUGCUGCAUAGUGCAGCAUUAAGCAGUAGUUGCCAGGUCAGGUAUAACUCACUGCACUGCCUGCUUUAGAAAAGACAUUUCCUGUUUAAAACUGGAAAGAACACUUCAGGAUCAGUUACCUAGAUAGUUUGUGUAGCAUUGCAGGAAAAUGUUUACAGUUGGCUAUGACUAUAGCUGAUUUAACUCUUAAUUCCCAGGUAACUCUGGGAAGCAAAAGGCACCAGAGUAGGUGAUCAGUUUGAAACUUCUCUUUCAAUUUGAAAGACUUUUCUUUCCUGUGAAAUUUCUCAGGUGCCUAGUGGAAACUGUCCUAUGCUUUCAGCUUGAAUGCAUGCAGUGUCCUCUGGAUGACAGUCAAGUAGAGAAUGUGAUCAAAUAUUCUGCCAGUAAAUGUCCAUACUUUUUGCAAUAAAAGACUUUGAAAAGCA
This is a messenger RNA of Dryobates pubescens (Downy woodpecker), 1512 nucleotides long. RefSeq names its product biorientation of chromosomes in cell division 1 (gene BOD1). The transcript has 4 exons. The record is from RefSeq and is a predicted model, not a curated record. Bases 83 to 640 code for a protein of 185 amino acids. Lineage: Eukaryota; Metazoa; Chordata; Aves; Piciformes; Picidae.